Molecule: messenger RNA, 1141 nt
Organism: Aspergillus pseudonomiae
Lineage: Eukaryota; Fungi; Ascomycota; Eurotiomycetes; Eurotiales; Aspergillaceae
Exons: 3
Coding region: 619-969 (116 amino acids)
Source: RefSeq, a predicted model, not a curated record
GUUCGACAUGGCUCUUAAAUUUGUCAUCUAUUUCUAGUAAUGCCCUGAAGGCAGAAUACUCGCGGUCAUGAAAGUUCGACAUGUUGCAAGCGUGCUGCCCGUAAGGUUCUACUCUACUAUUAUGAUCGGAACCGGAUCCUGGUCGUCAAAGCAAUGCUGUGUCCAGAUCACGAGAUCACUAUUGGCAUCUUUCGUGAGAUGGCCAAUGACCAGCUGUUCGCUAUGCAGGUUAAGAGCGAGGGCUUGAUUCAGUCAUCGCCAGCGACCAAGCUUGGGAAUUGGGACCAAGGAACCAGACGCCUGUUGGGGACCUGAUGCCAUUGGCGACAUCAAGUUUGUGCUUGAAGUCGGGAUUUCAGAAUCCGCACGACGGCUGGCUACUGACGCUCGGGGCUGGCUGGAGACUCCCGGAACUACUGUCACGACUGUCGUAACGAUCUCACUAGGCAACUGCAAUAAUGAUAAUAUGAUCGAAAAGCCGAUUACAAUCAGUGUCUACAAUGCUUAUCCCAUCGGAAGUCGCAGUGUGCCACACAGUGCCUUCCAAACCGCAUCAGUCUCGAUUUCUCGUCCACCUGGAGCAACUAUGCCCACAUUGUUGGCCAGGUAGCGGGGUACAUGCAGGACAAUAAGGUCUUUUUUUGCGCCAGGUGCGCGACCCCGUUAUGGGUUGGCUAUUGGAGUAUAGCCCGGCUGUUCGACACCAUCAUACGUACAGUUAUGGUUUUGAAGGAACCAUUCACACAGGCGGAGACGCUAACAGAUGAAAUCCGCCUCAACUUGGAUAUGUUUAUUGGUCACUCACCUAAUGGAGGCUCAGAAGGCGACAUUGUCCUGACGAAGAACUUCUUGGAUUUGCGGGAAAAGUUUGGCGCCACCAGCGGCUGCGGCGACAGAAAUAGCUCAAGAAACAUGACCAGAACUAGUAUAAGAUGUAUGCGCCUGCCUCCACAGCCACAGUUCAAAUAACGGUCCAGGUAUGUCAGAGCAGCAGCGGACCAGCUGAAUGUCCCCAGAUUCUAUGUGUAAUAUCUAGUAUCUAAUAAUCUAGUAGCUAAUUUAGUAUCUACAUAUACGUCAAUCAAAGAUGUGCCUGCUCUUUUCUAAAUGUCUCAAAAUCAUAGCCCAGCUGCUCGAUGCU